AUGACAGCGCUGGAGAUCCAUCCUGAUGACGACAUCGUGCAGGACCCAGAGCACGUUGCUUUCAGACACGGACAGGAAGUCAGACACAGACGGGACGUCCUGGACUCCACAGAAGUCCCAGCAGAGCACAUCGACCCCGCUGCCAUCGACCUCACCCCCCUCGUCAAUACUUUGAUCAAUUCAAGCCAAUCGGGCUCCCGGCAGCUCUUCUCCCUGCUCAGCGUGACGUCCUACAGCUCACUGGCUCUACACAAGCUCACCCUGCUGGUGUACAACAUUUCCAGCAUCAGGAGUUUGCAGAGCGACGUGUUCAGGAGGAGAUUCUGUUAUUGUGUCACCAACGACACCAACGACCUCACUGAUUUCACCGCCGUGCUUCUGGAUGUGAUUGGAAACUCCACCAGUUACCUGCACGAGCUUUUCAAGUCUGCCUCCAUUUUGUCGGUGAGUCACAGGAACGAGUCGGGCUGCAUCUACAUCUGUGUGAUGGCCGGGAAGACGGUGUCUUGUCCAGGACCAGAGGAUCCAGAGCUCUGGGACGUGGGCUCCAUCUCGCCGCUCUUCAACCAGACGAUCGUUGAAGGACGACUCGGAGUAGGUAACGUCUCGUCCUUCAGAUUUCCUGUGGAUUGGAACCAGCUGCCCACCAACCGGAGUCACAUGUCACCGUCGGGGGGGAGCUCGGUGUUGACCAGCAGAGUCCACGCCACUGACCACGGUGAGUCUCCGACAACAAGGUCAACGACGACAACUGCUGCAAGUACAACACAACUCACCACAGUGUCGUCUGAACACGUUACAUCCUCCCCAGUUGUGAGUCUGACCCGGCUGACCUCCUCUCCACACCUGAGAACCACAACCCGGCCCUGGAACCCCCCCGCUCCUCAGCACAGACCCACACCUCUCCGUCCUCUGAGCUCGAGAGGGACCACACCCAGCAGGCAACCAGAGAGACCAGGCUGUCCCUGGAGGAGGCCGGAGCAGGGCGGGGGGGCGACCUCCAGCAGCACCACCACGCUCGGCGCUCACAAGCUGCAGCCCUGCGUCCUCGAGCUCUGCCAGUUCUUCUCCCAGUGUCUCUGCAGACCCGUCAGCCAAUGGACACGCAACACCAGGUUCUGUGACGACAGCCACCUCUGGUAUGAAACACACACGUCUGAGGUGUGUCGGCGCGUCAGGAGAAUCUCCUUCUCCAGAAAUCUGAAACAGAGAUGCUUGACAAAGAUGUGCAGUAAACUGUGA
This is a messenger RNA of Platichthys flesus (European flounder), 1242 nucleotides long. RefSeq names its product HERV-H LTR-associating protein 1. The record is from RefSeq and is a predicted model, not a curated record. The transcript is spliced from 14 exons. The coding region runs from base 1 to 1242 and encodes 413 amino acids. Lineage: Eukaryota; Metazoa; Chordata; Actinopteri; Pleuronectiformes; Pleuronectidae.